CAUUUCCAGUUUUGCGAGCCAUUACAAGCCUCGCCGUCAAUCUCCAAUUCUCCUCGCCCCGCGCCACAAUUCAAGUUUAAGCCCGACUCAAGCCACUCGACCACUCAGUUCACAGCGGAAUCGCGUCGCGACCACAACGGACAACAACGGACUCGGACUCGCCAAGUGAAGUCAGAAGUGUCUCAGAAAACAAUAACAACGGAAAGCGUCUAGGAAAGGUGCGCAGUAUGUUCGUCCUACUCGGAGCCCUCUGUCUGCUGCAGACGGCCAGUUUGGUGCCGGCACAGCUGAUAACGCUGCGCGAUGGCAAGGUGGGCGUGAAUUUCGCAGGAUAUCACGCAGAUGCAGGACUCGGCGGACUCCUCACCGGCAACUCUGCCCACGGCGGACUCAGCGCCUCGGCCGGAACUCCGUGGGGCUCCCGGGCAGCCGCCGGUCUGGGCGGCAAUCUGGAUGGACGUGCAGCCGGCGUGGGCUACGCCGCCGCCCAGGCCAAUCCUUCGGUGGGUGCCAGUGCCCUUCUGGGCGGCAGCGCUGGGGAAACCGGCUACAUUGGAGCCGAGGCCCACAGUCCUCGUCGCACUCUGAUUUCCUCCUCGCAGCACACAGUGCAGCCUGCAUAUCCUGCUGAUCCUGUGCCCGCCUCUCCCACCUCCGGUCCUGUGGUCACCAGCUACAUCCAGAAGGUCAAGCCGCCCAAGAAGUACGCACAAGAUCUGGACCGCAGUGAAAUCAUUGAAAAUCAUGUUAAAGCGGCCGCAGAUGCCGAUGCCGAUGCGGUGGAUAAACACCCGCUCUCCCGCCCCCCUGCCACGCCCUCCGCGCUGAUAAUUGUCAAGCGACCACGCGCACAUGCAAAGCGCCAGCGACAGCGGCAACGUGUCGUAUACGUGAUGCAGCAGGAGCAGCAAAUUCCGGAUGAGGAAGCCCAAAAGGACGAGCCGCAGUCGACCGUAGAGGCGAGAAGCGAUGCCAAGGUGGUCCAGGCGCACAAGUACAAGGCUGUCCAGCGACCCCUCGCCGUGAACAAUCGCUUCCUGGCACCGCAGGCCCAAGGACCCGUGGGUCUGGCCCUCGAUAUUCCCAUUGGCAUCCUGCGCUCCCUGCAGCAAUCCUUGGGCGCCCUGACCGGAGGAGCAGCUCAUCAGCAGCCAGCGGCUGCCGUUGCAGUGGCAGGUGCCCAGGCCAACGACCAUAUUCACUAGAGAUAUGAGAUAUAGUUUGGUUUGCCAUUAGUCACUACACAAAAUCCACUUGCGAGCACAGUAAAUACACGUAUUCAGGGAAUCGAACAGAUCAAUGAAAUGGAAAAUGACAAAUUAAGUAUGAUGCAAACCUUUAAUAAUCACUUACAUUGCUAGUCUACACAUAAGUUUUUUGAUUGCGAAUAAAUACUUUUAAGGGUA
This is a messenger RNA of Drosophila santomea, 1406 nucleotides long. RefSeq names its product PE-PGRS family protein PE_PGRS26. The coding region runs from base 228 to 1205 and encodes 325 amino acids. The record is from RefSeq and is a predicted model, not a curated record. The transcript is spliced from 7 exons. NCBI's taxonomy places the organism in Eukaryota, Metazoa, Arthropoda, Insecta, Diptera, Drosophilidae.